GCUGUAGUAAAAGUUGACUAUUCCAUCUGCAUGCUUGUUUUACUGAAGAGCAGAAGAGUUGCGUCUUCCAUAUUCAGGCUAAGCCAAAAUGGGCAGUUCACAUAGCAAGUCUUACAAACUCACAGAGGAUAUACGAAAACCAGCCAUAGGGACCACCAGUUUGUCAGCAGAUGAGCCAUCAAGCCAUAAACACCAUCAUCAUGGUUUUGAUGCAGAGCGAGAUGCCAAGAAAAUACACAGUGCCUGCAAAGGAGCAGGAACUGAUGAAAAGAAAAUUAUUGAAGUCUUGUCAAGUCGAACAUCGGAGCAGAGACAACAAAUAAAACAGAAGUACAAGGCUCUGUAUAGCAAGGAGAUGGAAGAGGACCUGAAGGGAGACCUGAGUGGGAAUUUUGAAAAGGCUGUGCUGGCUUUGCUGGACCUGCCCUGCGAGUACGAGGCCCGAGAGCUCCGGAAGGCGAUGAAGGGCGCUGGGACGGAUGAGUCGCUGCUGAUUGAGAUUCUCUGCACACGAAACAACAAGGAAAUUGUAAACAUAAAAGAGGCCUACAAACGGCUGUUUGAUAGGGAUCUAGAGUCUGACGUUAAAAGUGACACAAGUGGCUCCUUUCAGAAGAUAUUAGUCAUGGUACUGGAGGCAACCCGAGAUGAGACUGAACAGGUCAAUGCAGAGCUCGCUGAGCAAGAUGCCUCAGAUCUGUAUAAAGCAGGAGAAGGCCGCUGGGGGACAGAAGAGCUGGCUUUCAAUGUGGUCCUAGCAAAGAGGAGCUAUAGUCAACUGAGAGCUACUUUUCAAGCCUAUGAAAAGGUGUGUGGGAAGGACAUAGAAGAAUCCAUUAAAAGUGAAACGUCUGGAGACUUGGAGAAGGCUUAUCUGACUCUUGUUAGCUGUGCCAAAGACUGCCCAGGUUACUUUGCCACACUUCUGCACAAGUCGAUGAAAGGAGCUGGGACUGAUGAAGAGACCUUGAUUCGCAUCCUUGUGACCAGGUCUGAGAGCGACCUGCCAGCAAUAAAGGAGAAGUUCCAGCAAAUGUACAAGAAGCCAUUAGCUGAAGCUGUCCGAUCCGAUACCUCUGGGGACUUCAGAAAGCUGCUCCUGGCAAUUUUGCACUAAAAAGCCACCAAGAAUGAAGAGGCAUGCUGAGCAGCCACCUCUUGAUUAGUUUCCAAAAUAGCAUCCAAAAAAUGUGGCAUUAGCACAAAGAAAAAAUCCAAUUUAUUUUCUUUCCAACUGGGAAAUGUGUUGCCAAGUAAUGUUGAACGUGAGGUUUAUGUUAUGGCUAUCUUGCCAAAUGUCCUUAAGCAAUAAAGACAUGUU
Pseudopipra pipra is the source of this 1321-nucleotide messenger RNA. RefSeq names its product annexin A13 (gene ANXA13). Gene Ontology annotation, molecular function: calcium-dependent phospholipid binding; calcium ion binding. The record is from RefSeq and is a predicted model, not a curated record. The coding region runs from base 89 to 1117 and encodes 342 amino acids. NCBI's taxonomy places the organism in Eukaryota, Metazoa, Chordata, Aves, Passeriformes, Pipridae. The transcript is spliced from 12 exons. Gene Ontology annotation, cellular component: cytoplasm.